AUGUUGGAUCGUCUACUCGCUGUCGACGAAGUAGAGCUGCUGCCGGGUUCCCUGUACUCAAUUGCCACUUUGGAACCUCUGUUGUCCAUGUUGGAUCAUCUGCUCGCUGUCGACGAAGUAGAGCUGCUACCGGGUUCCCUGUACUCGGAGGAGAAGGAGGAGGAAGACGGACGCGCCAGGGGCGGACCGGGGGAGGUCAAAACCGGUAGCUCAACUACCGGCAACGACUUUUCCCGUUGUUCACCCUCGGCACCGGUCAACACCAGCGAGGCCAUAUGUUCCAGCUCUGCUGGAUCCAGAUGUCGACUUGCCAAGGGCGGACCCGGGCCUCAACCAGGCCGUGAUGGAAUCGCCCUCCACAACUCCAAAGACUUCAGCCCCGGGACUCCAGCGCUGCCACCUCCACCCAGGAAGAGUGCCGCUGUAGAGUCUCAGGCCCGUCUUGUGGCCGUUGGAAAACGGAAGGCGAUCGUGUCUCCAGGCGACCAACCAGCCAAGCCAAGUCCGCCGAUCCAACAGCCGACACCGCCUCCAGCUACAUUAGAAGAUCCGCCCGCUCCACAGCCUUGGUCACUGCAGGCCGGCAAGUUACCAACACGCUACUCAAGGCUCGUGAAAACCAACAUUGGGGAUGUUCGCCACCUACUUUGCGAACCGAGACAGGAAAGCUACGAACCUCUGCCAACGACGGAAGGAGAGUAUACGGUGCGCAGGAUUACGAUGAAUGAUGGGCGUGGGAUAUGUCUCACCGUCCGCCGGAGGGGACUCUUCCACCAAGGGAUGCUUCUCGAUGAAAUGGACAACCCGACCAUCCACCGCGUCAUUAAGACCGUUGCCGGGGAAGAUUACUGUCCGAUCACCGAGAGCAUCGCCAAGUCCACAUACCGGCAAGCCCUUCACCAUCUGGAUGCAUCCCUGUUCAUCGGCUCUCCUUGACGACAUCCCCGCUACCAACCUCCUUUGCCUCCACAUGGAGAAAUCGGUCAGUGGUUUUUUUAAGACAACGGGGCGUUGAUGAAAGCGCCAUUUCACGUAUGGAGGAACACAGGGUCGACAGAUACGUCAUUCAAGUCAUGGAUGAUGAAGAUCUAAAACAGUAUUUGCCUCAUGUUGAAGAUAGAAUUGCAGUCACAAAAUUUUGACAAAAACAUAAAAAAAACUAAAUCAGUUUCACCAAAGAAAGGGAAAAUUUUGCAAAGAUUACGACAAAAACUAUUCUCGGAAUCUUUCAAUGGAUAGUUUUUAUAUUUGAUAUGAGUGUUCAACGUGUAAUAGUACACUCCUCCACGGCAGUUAUGUUACACUUAACCUCCAAAACAGAUUUUUAGUAUUCAAGGAAUUUAAC
Gigantopelta aegis is the source of this 1345-nucleotide messenger RNA. Its product is annotated as protein argonaute 14-like. The record is from RefSeq and is a predicted model, not a curated record. The coding region runs from base 1 to 936 and encodes 311 amino acids. The transcript is spliced from 5 exons. Lineage: Eukaryota; Metazoa; Mollusca; Gastropoda; Neomphalida; Peltospiridae.